AUGCAUGAAGUCUCAAAUUCACGCCGAUCUGAUUCAUUUGCAUUUCUCAAUGUUUCUGCUAAACAUGUACACGUUAAAACGAACAAAUUCUGCAAUUUGUACGAAGGAAAAUGGGUUUUUGAUGAAUCUUAUCCUCUCUACUAUUCGAAAAACUGUCCAUUUUUGAUACAGCAGUUUAAUUGCUUGGGAAAUGGACGGCCAGAUCAAGGUUAUCAGAAGUAUAGAUGGCAACCCCAUAACUGUAAUCUACCAAGUUGGAAUGGGAAGGAGUUCAUGAGGAGAGUUAGAGGAAAACGCAUGAUGUUCGUGGGAGAUUCAAUAAGCAUGAAUCAAUGGCAAUCUUUGGCUUGCAUGAUCCAUGGUUACUUCCCACGUGCAGCUUACACGACGCAAAAAUUGGGUCUACUGUCCACUAUUCUUUUUCCGCAAUUCAAUUUCACAUUGAUGUACUCGCGGAAUGCAUUCCUGGUCGACAUUACAAUGGAAAACUCAAGACGAGUGCUCAAACUCAACUCGAUUGAUGGCAGUGCAAAACAGUGGUUGGGUAGUGACAUUUUAAUCUUCGAUACAUGGCACUGGUGGCUUCACGCCGGAAGAAAACAGCCAUGGGAUUUGAUUCAAGAUGGAAAAGUGAAACUCAGAGAUAUGGAUAGAAUGGUUGCUUAUGAGAAAGCCUUGAGGACAUUGACCCGGUGGAUAGACCGGAGUGUCGACACCAAGAGAGUUAAAAUAUUUUUCCAGGGUGUCUCUCCCGAUCAUUGGAAUGCUACUCAAUGGGGCAAGCCGGAACUUCAGCGCUGCAGCGGUGAACGGCAGCCCUUCUCAUCGGAGGAGUCUCUCGGGGGCCGUAACCUACCUGAGAGUGUAUUGGAGGACGUGCUCGGAGCCGUGAGGAAACCUGUUCACUUGCUCAAAAUCACAGCAUUGUCACAGUUUAGGGUUGAUGGGCAUCCCUCCAUUUAUGGCAACCCCAGGAAGCUUGGCAUGGACUGCACACACUGGUGCCUUCCUGGAAUUCCUGAUGCUUGGAAUCAGCUUCUUCAAGAAACUCUUAUAAGAGCUUGA
Molecule: messenger RNA, 1065 nt
Organism: Fraxinus pennsylvanica
Lineage: Eukaryota; Viridiplantae; Streptophyta; Magnoliopsida; Lamiales; Oleaceae
Source: the annotation of a GenBank genome assembly